AUGUCAAAUCAACUGCAGUGCCUGGAUUGGCGCAAGAAUUACCUUCAAGAUCUCACCUGGUCGAAGUCCACGACCAUUCUGCUCCAGCAGAGUUCAACAUCUCCGGAACCGUCCCCCGAGGAUGCCAAAGGCAAGAAACUCCAUGGCGGCCGGAAAGAGUUGGCUCAAAAAAAGGGGGUGGAAGACCUGUCGGCGGAGGCGCCUGUAGCCGCGCGGCUGCUGUCACGAGCAGAUCGUGUUCUGAAGUUGACAGCAGCUCAGAAAGAUGAGCUCUAUGCUUUGUCAAUGUUCAGGGCGAAAAUGCGCCAUGUUGCUUCAAAACUGAUACCAGAGGUUGCAUCGAGGACCCAGGACUUGACCAUAGACCAGGUGCUGGACGGGUUGAACCUCAAGAGCAAAAUGAAGGGGUUCAAACGUGGUGCAUCGAAGCUUCGGUCAGCAUACCCUGGACACUCCUACGAAGAGGUGGACAGUGAUCUCGGGGUUAUCAUGCCCUUUAAAAGCGGGAAGAAGCCUCUUUCCGAAGAGGCUGCGAGAAUAUUGACUGCGCUAGGAUUUCUGAAUGGUGGUGGAGUUUCAGAUGGUGUUGGUCAACAUGCAGAAGCCUCUCCAGUACCAGAAAAGCCAAAAGGCGCAAUGGCUCCAGAACCUCAUGCCCUCAUUAUUGAUACUCCGAAAGAGCUACUGAGCUCUCCAAAAGAAAUUGCCCCUGCAGCCAAGGACCAUAGCGAGGAAACAAUCCGUGCAGCGAAAAUCGCACCUAAAGUAAAACAAGAGACUAUCCAGAAACAUGACCUUGUACCACGAGAAAAGGACAAGGCAAAAAUUGCCGACAUGAAGGGGGACAAUGUGCGAGAGGUGAAGGGCGAUACGUUCUCACUGGUACCGUUGACAGCUGAGCCCACAAAUGUGCCCAGGCUGAGCCACGAUUUGUCGCGUGUGCUGUUCAAUCCGGGCGUCUAUCAAUUACAGGAUCCACGGUCAAGAGUAUGGAACUUUGAUCCGUAUCUCGGAACCCUUAUGCCGGCGUCCGAGUUCAAUUACGACGCAUUGAAUAAAUACAUCACUUCUUCUGAGGAUAGUCAUCUUCGAGAAGUGGCCUUGAAGCACACAAAGCGAUAUAUCGGUUCCACUUCAAGUAUGUCGGGAGUCCUGUCCCAUUUCCAUUUCCUUCUUUCGGCCUUUCGGAAUCUCAACUUGGAGAAUUUGACCCGAGGCUUUAAGGAUGAUGGUGUGCACUUCACCAGGCUGCAGAGAGGCCCCACGGCCAUAUUUCUCCGGCACAAAGAUGGUGUAUAUGCCGUGGACGCAGACAAAGAAUUUGAUUCUGCAAAUAUCCUCAUGAGUCUUGGCCGCUCUAUGGAGAAGCUCCUGACGCUCGACAAGGAUGAAUUCGAGCGAUAUAGAAGGACUACGGACGCGGCCAAAGAUGCACAGUUGCCCACCACCGAGCCCGAGGUAUAUCACUAUUCAGGGCUGGGCGAGUUCCUCUUGCGUUCUCAACUCGACGCACACGAUCCUCGCCUGCCGGGAACAGGCAUGUUUGACCUCAAGACUCGAGCGGUAGCAGCUGUCCGAAUGAUGGUCCACAACCAUGAAGUAGGUGCGGGCUAUCAGAUUAAACAGAGGUUCGGCACAUGGGAAUCGUAUGAGCGAGAGUACUACGACAUGAUGAGAUCUGCUUUUCUCAAAUACUCCCUCCAGGUUCGGAUGGGCCGCAUGGACGGCAUCUUCGUCGCGUACCAUAAUACCGAACGGCUGUUUGGAUUUCAAUACGUACCUGUUUCGGAACUUGAUCUGGCGCUGCACGGCCAGACGAACCGAAUUCUGGGGGACCAAGAAUUCUCGCUCAGCAUUCAGCUCUUGAACGACAUUUUCAACGAAGCGACAAUGAAGCACCCAGGUCAAUCGCUUCGGUUCCAUUUUGAGGCCAGAGAGGCUACGGCUGCCUCCCCUCCCUACAUGUACAUUUUUGCGGAGCCAGUUACGGAGGAAGAGAUUGUUGAGAUCCAAAAUUUGAAAAAGGAAGAAAUCCGAGCAUUCGAGGAGCGUCUCUUUAAUCCACGACGGACGCAAGGGCCCGAGGGCGCUCAGGAUGAGGAUGAGAUUGAGCUUGAAGCCAAACCUGACGACGCCGAAACUGCCAACGAAUCCGACGCCUCGGUGAAACCGCCCUCUGCGUCGAAUCCAAACCCAGGUCCAUCUCAUGGCUCGAACGCCGCGAAUGUUGCAUUCCUGGACAGCAUCUUAGGCAUGAAUAUCAGUGAGGCUUUGGGAUCAAAAACGAUUGCAGGUAGUGUUUCUCAGUCAGGGGGGAAGCCAGGCCAAGGGGCGUCAGAUUGUCAUCCUCCCGAUAUCGAUGGGUCGGUUGCGGAACCUCCCAUGCGGAAACCAUUAUCGGCCUGGAAGCUGAACAUUCGGAAUUUGGUUAAUGGAUUGCCUGUCGUCCGACCUGGAAACCUGAAGGAAGGAGAUACCUGGAAGCUGCAGUAUACACUAAAGCCGCUAUCCGACCACGAAGCCCGGCGGCAUUACACAUUGUGCAAGAACCGACGCAAGGCUACGCUGGAAGCCCCACAGGAUGCGGACGAAGCAGCUAGUUUCUAUAUUCGACGUCUGAUAUCGAUGAGUCGCAGCGGAGCACAAUGGCGGCGUCAUUUGGACGAACUUGAUGCUCAACGCAAACGGGUUGUACUUUACGGGGAUGAACGAUGA
Molecule: messenger RNA, 2715 nt
Organism: Cladophialophora bantiana CBS 173.52
Lineage: Eukaryota; Fungi; Ascomycota; Eurotiomycetes; Chaetothyriales; Herpotrichiellaceae
Exons: 2
Coding region: 1-2715 (904 amino acids)
Biological process (GO): mitochondrial RNA 5'-end processing
Cellular component (GO): mitochondrial envelope; mitochondrion
Source: RefSeq, a predicted model, not a curated record